AUGAACCCCAGCCGUACCCAGAUGAUCGCCUUUUGGCAGACUUACGUUGCCAGUCUCGAGCCUUGCACCCUCAAUCUCGCUGGCGGUUUUCGAUCUGUCGACAACCAGCAUCGCACCAUGGACAUUCCUGUCCAUGAAGACGGUCUGGCGAAAAUCCAGCAGUUCUGCACCGAAAUUGACGUGCCCUUGGCCGCUGCUCUGAAGGCAGCCUGGGCUAUGGCUCUCCACGCCUACGCCAACACUGACGGCGUGCUCUUUGAAGUCGUUGAAGGCUCUCUGGGAGCUGACGAGGUUUCGGGAGAGCACGCGACCAUAUGUGCCCCCCGGGAAUCUCUUGUCCGUUUCCAAUUCGGGAAUAAUACGACUUGUGCACAAGUCGUCAGCGACAUGGACGCUGAUCAGUCUAGCAGCGGCGAUUUCAAGAUGGUGAACAUCGCCCAGGCUUGGGGGGCUGCACAUGGAAUCACUGGCUCCUUAUAUAACACCAAACUGGCACUGUGGGAUCAUGGUGAUCAGGUGUCAUCCAACGUCGUUCUUCCGUCAGAGGUAAACGACAACAAUCAGAUUGCUUGUACAAUCCACUUAGGCAUUCGGAGGCACUCUAUCAGCCUACAUGUAGAGUACGAAACAUCCCUUGUGUCCGACUGGGAGGCCGGCCAUAUCGCUACGACCUUCAACCACAUGGUCAAUCUCAUCACAUCGCAAUACACAACACCAAUCCCAUCGUUGGACGUUGUUCCGGCAUCUCACCUAGAAGAACUCGAGCGCUGGAACCAUGGAAAUCCGCAAGCAAUUCAAAGCUGUGUACACAAAGUUUUUGAAUCCCGCGUCAACUCUCAACCCGACGCUAUCGCCGUGGCUACGCGGCAAGGAGACCUCACAUUUCGCCAACUUGACGACUUGGCGAAUAGCCUGUCACAUCGCCUCGUGAAUCUUGGCGUCGGCCCAGAUAUUUUUGUUCCUGUUCUCUUUGAAAAAAGCGUCUGGGCCCUAGUAUCUUGGUGGGCUAUCUUGAAGGCUGGCGGCGCCUUUGUACCCAUGGAUGUUGGCCAUCCUGACCAGAGACUUCACGACAUCAUCUCAACAUGUCAGGCAAGCCUUGUUUUGACAUCAUCCUCUAGUUCGAGUCGAGUUUCAACAUUGGACAUUCAAACUCUUGUUGUCGACCAAGACCUCAUGGACACAUUGCCUAAGAAGACGUCACCACCAAGGACAUUAGUUGCUCCCCACCACGCCGCCCUCGUCAUCUUCACCUCUGGAACCACAGGCAAGCCAAAGGGCAUCGUCCUCGAGCACAACGCUGUUUGUACGGCAUCCGCUGCACAGGCUGUGGCCUUCAACAUGGGACCGGGCGAUCGUGUGUUGCAAUUUGCCUCAUAUACCUUUGACAUUGCCCUCUCCGACAUGUGCACGAACCUGAUGGCCGGGGGGUGCGUGUGCAUCCCGUCAGAUCAAGAGCGCAUGAGCAACCUUUCCGGAUUCAUCGCUGACAUGGGCGUCAACUAUGCCAACUUGACGACGACAGUCGCCGGCCUCUUAGAUCCGACGUUAGUGCCUAGCCUGAAAACCCUGGUGCUUGCGGGCGAAGCAAUCACAAAGGAAGCUAUGACGACCUGGUCCGGCGUUCUCAAAUUGUACAACGGCUAUGGUCCCGCAGAAUGUUCUUUGUGUACUGCUUACGGGCCCAUGUGCAUGGAUGAUGAGCCUGCCAACAUCGGUCUCGGUCUCGAGACCAUCUGCUGGGUUGUCGAUCCGAACGACCAUAAUCGCCUCAAGCCUCUUGGAGCCGUGGGCGAAUUGCUCAUUGAAACUCCUCUCAUGGCGCGAGGUUAUCUGAAUGAUCCGGAGAAGACGCAAGCUGGAUUCAUCUAUGAUCCUCAUUGGGCCUCCGAUCGGUCCGGUCGCCAACGACGUAUGUACAAGUCUGGUGAUUUAGUCCGGUAUAGCGAAGACGGUACCCUGAUCUACUUGGGUCGCAAAGAUCACCAAGUUAAGAUCAAUGGUCAACGCGUCGAGUUGUCCGAUAUCGAAUUCCAUGUCCUGGCAAAUCUGAGCAAGGCCAGUCAAGUCGCUGUUGAUUUGGUUCAGUUCGGAUCCGAUGCUCGCAAGACCCUCGUUGCCUUCGUCUGCGUCGAGCAGGAGAGCCAUUCGGCAGAGAGCUCAUUCGGCGAAAUCUUCCUGCCUAUAUCAGAAGACCUUCGUCCCAAGCUUCUGGCUCUGGAGGAGAGGCUCUCAAGUCGCUUACCCGGGUACAUGAUACCAUCGAUGUACAUGCCGGUUUUUAGUCUGCCAAUAACGAUCGCUGGCAAAUUGGACAAGCGGACAAUCCGCGCCCAUAUCGCCCGACUCUCAAGCGCACAAAUUGACAGCUAUUCUCUCGUUGACUCUAUAUCUGCUGAGAACAGUGAGUCAAUGUCUACGACUCAGUCAAUGCUCUCCGGACACUGGUUGAAUAUUCUUUGUCUGUCACAAGCGAAAGCCAUCCGCCCAGAAGACAGCUUCUUCCGGCUUGGUGGCGACUCUUUGACUGCGAUGAAGCUUUCAAUCUCUUUGAGAAAAGACAAAGUGUCACUCAGUGUUGCUGACAUCUUUCGGGGGCCGACUCUGGCUCAGAUGGCUGCUCUAAUGACUCGUGUCACUGACGCGGAGGACGAGACUACCUUGGCUCUGGCUGAGCCCUUUUCCCUGAUUGACAAACACCACCAGACCUCAGUUCUACAGAAUGCUGCUGAGCAGUGCUCUGUACCUGUCGAGUCUAUCACAGACAUCUUCCCUUGCACGCCCCUGCAAGAGGGUUUGAUGCUCUUGUCGGACAAGGAACCUGGCUCUUACAUGGCUAGGAACGUUUUCCAACUCGGUCCUGAGGUCGACAUCCAACGUUUCAAGGAUGCAUGGGAGGAGGCCGUCCAAACCACACAGAUCCUCCGAACCACGAUUGUUCACAACGAUGAAAUAGGAUCUUUACAGGUUGUCAUUGAUGGGACUACCUCCUGGGAGGACAGCGAGCUCAGCCUCGACGUCUACCUUGUCGAGGACAAACCCGCCAACAUGACCUAUGGAGACUCAUUGAGUCGUCACGCAAUCGUUGGGAACGGCCGGGAGAGGUACUUCGUUUGGACGGCGCAUCACUGUGUCUUUGAUGGCUGGUGCAUUCCCAUGCUCACCGAGAAACUCGCCAACCUCUACGACGGCACGCCAGUUUCUCUAUCUAUGCCAUUCAAAUCGUUUAUCCGUCACCUCCAGGAUCUCGACAAGGGGAUCGCAAGCCAAUUCUGGAGUCAGCAGUUGGAUCAAUCGAGACCAGGCUACUUUCCGAAGCCAGUCACACACGAAACUGCCAAGGAUUCCAUCGUCGAGAGCGUUGCGACUCAUGCCAUCAGCUUUUCACCGACAGCGUCCGACAUCACUCCGUCUACUAUUCUCCGGGCGGCAUGGGCGCUGGUUGUCGGGAAGAACUCUGAUCAAGACGACUUCACCUUUGGCGCGACCGUCACGGGUCGUAACGCGUCCCUCGAUGGGAUUGACACGAUGAUGGGACCGACAAUCACAACUGUACCAAUCAGAGUCCGUAUCGACAGGGAGCGAAGCGUGUCCGAUUUCCUGGCGGCACUGCAAUCUUCCUCGACCGAAAUGAUCCCUUUUGAGCAUUUUGGCUUGCAGAACAUCAGUGCCAUCAACAGUGACGCCAAGUCCGGCUGUGGCUUUCAAAAUGUCCUCGUUAUCCAGCCUCAGUCAGAAGAGGCCACAGUUUCGUCCGGCCUCGACAUUCAAUUUACGAACAAGGGUGGCAUGAACGGCCACACCUACCCCCUCCUAGUCGAGUGCACCCUGGGAAGUGACCGCGUUGAGAUAAUCGCGAGAUAUAAUCCCGCGUGCCUCACGACCGACUACAUGGCGCGCGUGCUGCACCAGUUCGAGCAUGUGAUCGACCAAAUUACCACUAACCCGGAACGCAAACUAGGAGACGUUGAUUUCUUCAGCCCUUGCGAUAUACAGCAGCUCUCUAGAUGGAACUUUAGAGCACCAACUACUGUGGAAGCCUGUAUACACGAACUCGUCAGGCUUCAGGCUAUGCAGCAGCCAGACAGGCAGGCAAUCUGUUCGUGGGACGACAAUCUUACCUACGCAGAACUUGAAGAUCGUUCCACUAGACUAAGCCUCUACCUUGUGUCGCUGGGGGUAUCGAGUGGAGAGAUUGUGCCUCUGUGCUUUGAGAAAUCUGCCUGGACCAUUGUGUCCAUGAUUGCCGUUCUCAAAGCUGGAGCAGCUUUCGUCGCCCUGGACCACUCCCACCCCAUUGACAGACUUAACGUUCCAGUAAGCGGGGACUUUGUCGAGACAUUGCCUCCGUCGUCCGAUAACGCGUUGCCUUUGCCGACGGUCAACCCUUUUGAUGCAGCCUACCUCAUCUUCACCUCUGGCUCCACCGGCAAACCGAAGGGAACCAUCCUCGAGCACAAGGCCUUCUGCUCCAGCUCGCUUGCCCACGGGAAAGCUCAGUUGACAAAUUCAUCUUCCCGUGUCCUCCAGUUCUCGUCGUACGCCUUCGAUGCCUCCCUCGUUGAAAUUCUCACCACCCUCAUCCACGGCGCUUGCGUCUGCGUGCUAAGCGAGGAAGAGCGCAUGGGCGACAUCGUCAGCGCAAUGAACAGAAUAGAGGUCAACUGGGCCGUGCUGACCCCAUCCUUCAUCAACCAGAUUUCACCGCAGCAAGUACCCCAGCUUAGGACCCUCGUCCUGGCCGGCGAGGCCAUGUCUCGGAAAGACAUCGAGCGAUGGGGUGCCGCGGUGGAGUUGGUGAACGGGUACGGGCCCUGCGAGUGUGCCGUCGUCUCCGUGGUCAACUCGCAUGUUACGGUGAACACGGAUCCGAAAAACAUUGGGUUCCCUACUGGCAACCGCUGCUGGGUGGUAGAUGCUGCGGACCAUACACGACUCGCACCCAUCGGUUCGGUUGGCGAGCUUGCUAUCGAGGGUCCGACUUUGGCUCGUGGCUACUUGAAUGAUCCGGGGAAGACGGCACUGGCGUUCGUGGAGCGCCCGCGGUGGCCUAUCAUCGGCCUGGAGACAGAUAUUUGCCGCAUGUACAAGACAGGCGAUCUUGUUUGCUACAAUCCCGAUGGAUCCCUCAACUUCGUUGGCCGGAAGGACACCCAGAUCAAGAUCCGCGGCCAGCGAAUCGAGCUCGGCGAGAUCGAGCAGACCCUGGCCUCCUGCCCCGAUCUCCAGCACGUAUUUGUGACUGUGCCAAAAUCAGGCAAGCUCCAGGAUCGCCUCGCAGCCGUCAUCACCGCCAGAGCUGGUGACACUUCGGGAGGGCCACUAGAAGGCCCCCCGUCCCUAGCGUCCCAGCUUCCGAGGAACACCAUCGCCAAGAUCAUUUCAGAUACCCAUCACAGGCUUACUAACGCCCUUCCAAUCUUCAUGAUACCGACAGCCUGGGCUCUUGUCGCAGCAAUGCCGAUGAACAAGUCCGAGAAGACUGACCGCAAGUGCCUGAACCAGUGGCUGGUUGAUCUCGAAGACGAGGUCUACAAUACCAUUAUGGACGCAACCUCCGGUUCAGAUGAGGACACUCAAGCGACCACCACAGCCGAGCAGACGAUUCAGCGUAUCGUCAGUCGUGUCCUGGGCCUUUCCAUUGAGAAGACAAAGAUGUCCUGGUCGUUUGUAGCAAUGGGUGGGGAUUCCAUCACUGCUAUGCAGGUCAAGUCAGCGUCCAGGAUAGAAGGCUUGUCUUUCACGGUUCAGGACAUCAUUCGAAGCAAGUCUCUGAUUCAGCUCGCCUUCUGUGCCCGGGAGAUCGCGGGCCAUGAAGGCAAGCCUCCAACGUACGUCGAGCAGACCGAGAAGAUAUUUGAUCUUUCGCCUAUCCAACAGCUGUACUUCGAGCAAGCUUUUGUCGAAGGCUCGUGGUUCAACCAAAGCAUGGCUGUCAAGAUUUCCAAGCAUGUUGAUGCCUCGGUGCUAUCUGCUGCAGUUGUAGCUUUGGUCCGUCAGCACUCGAUGUUACGCGCUCGCUUCUCCCUUGGACAUGAAGGCCGCUGGGUGCAGAGGAUCACUGAGGAUAUCGACACUUCGUAUGUGAUUCGGCACUUCACAGUCGACGAGGAAGCCGCGAUGGACGACAUCUCGACAAGCAGCCAGCUAGAGAUUGACCCUGAACAAGGUCCCUUGCUCAUCGUUGACGCGUUCAAGGUUGACGACAACAGGCAAUACUUGUUCCUCACCGCAAGUCAUCUGGUGGUCGACCUUGUCUCCUGGAGAAUCCUCCUCGAUCACCUGCAAACUCUGCUCGUCAACAGCGACGCGUCAAAAUUUGUCGCGACGCCGUUCCAGCAGUGGUGUGAAUUGCAAGCCCAGCAUGCACAGGAGAAACUAUCGCCAUCUUCUAUCGGCUGCUUCGCAACAAACAACUCUGAAGCGGAGUUGGAAUUCUGGGGCCUCGAGGGAAAAUCAAACACCUACGCCGACACCUCGACGGUCAGCUUUGUCCUAGACAGCGCAAAGACCAGCAAAGUUGUCAGCGGGGUUCACCAGUCUCUUCGCACCGACUUCGUCGACCUGGCUGUCGCUGCGCUGAUGCAAUCUUUCAUCCAAGCAUUCGGGACGCAUAGAUCGCCAACAGUCUUCCUCGAAGGACACGGCCGCGAGACGUGGGACGAGGCGGUCGAUAACUCGUCUACCGUCGGUUGGUUCACCACAAUGUACCCUUUGCAAGCUACCUGUGUUGAUGUCAUCGACACUGUCAUCUCCGUCAAAGAUGCGCGCCGCGCUGUGUCCAACAAUGGCUGGUCCUAUUUCGCAAGCCGAUUCUUGAAUGACGAUGGCAUAGAGGCUUUCGGUCAGAGCGGUCCCGUCGAUGUGAUUUUCAACUAUGCCGGACAGUAUCAGCAGCUUGAGGAAGAUGGCGCCCUGCUGCAACUCGACACUAAAAACUUUGCCAGAGCCACGCUGAACGAUAUCUCAACCUCUAUUCGACGUUUCGCGGUAUUCGAGGUCAACGCCGAGGUACACCAUGGUGUCGCCAAUUUCUCCAUUGUUUACAACAAGCAUAUCAACAAUGCUGGCUUGGUUGACAAAUGGUGUCAUAACUUCCAGAACACUCUUACGGAGACUGCGUCACGAUUAGAGGCUAUGGAUCCGAGGUACACGGCGUCCGACUUCCCUCUGCUCUCGCUAUCAUCUACAACACUCGAUGAGUUGCUCUCUCGGAAGCUACCCAGCUUGGGGCUUGGCCAGCAGGAUAUUGAAGACAUGUAUCCCUGCUCUCCAAUGCAACAAGGCCUUCUAGUGAGCCAGGCUAAGCAGGCUGGCAGCUACGAUGUUCAGUUCUACUGGGAGAUUGUCGGUUCAGUCAGCUGCGACCACCUCAUUGACUCUUGGCAACUGGUUGUAGAUCGACAUCCAAUUCUUCGAACCAUCUUCCUCGAGAGCUCUCGUGAUGAUGGCUUGUUCGACCAGAUCGUCCUCAGGCCUCGCUCUGUUUCUUGCCCGACAAACAUCAUGGACAGCGGGAAGGACACUACGUCUUCACGAUUCUUUGCUGCGGUCAUCGAUCUGCCCGUAGAAAGCAGCGGCAAACCACGACACUGUUUGUCGAUUCUGCAAACCGGGGACUCGACGUUCUGCAGACUUGACAUCAGCCACGCCUUAAUCGACGGCGGUUCGACAGCGUCUUUGGAGCACGACUACGCUCUUGCAUGCAACGGAUACCUGGGAACCCUCAACCCCCCGCUUCCCGUGUACAAAGAUUUUAUUGAGUUGAUCUCCACGCGACCGAUGGCAGACAGCCUCGCAUACUGGACUAACUACCUUCGCGACGCCGAGCCUAGUCUCCUGCCACCCCUUCUCGAUAACAACAACGACUCAAGGGAGACACCGGAAGUGCGCUACAUCGACGUUGAGCUGAGAGAUACCGCACGAUUGAUCAACGAGUUUUGUGCCAACGAGGGGUUCACUGCCUCUAACUUGUUCCAGGCUGCGUGGGCCAUUAUGUUGCGGACCUUUGGCGCUUCGGAGACGACUUGCUUUGGGUAUCUCGCUUCUGGGCGCGAUUUACCGAUUUCUGGGAUUCAAGAUGCCAUCGGGCCGUUUAUGAACAUGCUCAUCUGCAAGCUGGUCAUCUCUAACGAAGCUACGGUCGACAGCAUCUUGGGGGCGGUUCAGGAUGAUCUUUUGAGUAGCUUGCCUCAUCAGAUGUGCUCCAUGGCGGAAAUCCAGCACUCGUUGAAUCUGUCCGAGGGGUCACUAUUCAACACUGUCAUGUCGUUCCAGAGGUUGGACAAGACUGAAUCCAGGGACGACGCAGGCAACAUUCGCAUUGUCAACCGCGGAGGAAAAGAUGUUUCCGAGUUCGACAUCACAGUCAACGUUGGUCACUCCCAGGACGGCUUCGAGGUCUCCUUGGGAUACUGGACAAACUUCAUGUCAGACGGAUUCGCAACCCACGUCGCAGCCACCUUUUCCCACAUCUUGGCUGAAAUUGUGCGCAUUCCUGGCCAGAAAGUCAGCGACAUUAACUUGAUGAGCCAAAGUAGCCUCAGCACCAUCAAGGACUGGAACAACUGGACACCCGACAGCUUCGAUGAAACCAUACAAGACAUUUUCGAAGCCCACGCUGCAUCCCACCCUCAGCGACCAGCUCUUUGCAGUAUGGAUGGAAACCUCACGUACGGCGAGCUCAAGCAGCUUUCGGAUACCCUGGCGCAUCACCUUAUCAGGAUAGGUCUUGAGCCGGAUACCUUCGUCCCCAUUAGUUCAGAAAAGUCCAUCUGGGCUAUUGUUGGUAUGAUGGCCAUUCUGAAAGCCGGAGCAGCUUUCGUUCCUCUCCCGCCCUCCGAUCCACCGGCGAGAAAGGUGCAGAUCCUGGGACAGAUCAAUGCAGCCAUCAUUCUUCUUUCGGAAGCAGAGACUACGACAUGGCUACCAAGAGACGGUCUCAAAGCAGUAUCGGUCGGUCUCAACUCCAUCGCCCAACUUCCAUCACCUCCUGCCAGCCUGGCCGACAACCCUCCCUCGGCCAGCGCCGCCUACGCUCUCUUCACCUCCGGCAGCACCGGCGUACCAAAAGGUGUAGUCAUUGAGCACGAAUCUCUCGUUGCCAGUUUACACGGCCAAGGCAAGGUAUAUGGCAUGUCCCCUGAGACACGAUCCCUCCAGUUCGCAUCAUACACCUUUGACGCAUGCAUCAUCGAGAUCUUCGGCCCUCUCUACCAUGGCGGCUGUGUCUGCGUCCCGAGCGACUCGUCUCGUCUAGACGACAUCGUCAACUUGGUACAGACCUUGAAGCCGAAUUGGACGUUCCUUACGCCUUCGUUCCUGCGGCUGCUCGACCCGAGUCAGGUUCCAAGUCUCACAACUGUCGUGGUCGGAGGCGAGGCGCCCGAUCGUCAGGGCUUGCAGAUCUGGCAGCCUGUGCUGAAGCAGCACAUGAACGGAUACGGGCCGACAGAGACAUGCAUUAUCUGCGUUAUCAAUCGCUUCGACUCCCCGACUACCAACCCGGCUUGUAUCGGAAAGGGUGUUACGGCCAGGACCUGGGUCGUUGAUCCUGAAGAUCACCACCGUCUGAUGCCGGUUGGUUCGAUCGGAGAACUACUCGUGCAAGGCCCAAUUUUGGCUAGGGAGUAUCUAGGAGACGCCGCAAAGACAUCCGCUGCCUUUGUUGAGUCUUGUGCUUGGCUAGAUGCGAAGCCAUCUUCCCCCGUCUGGGAGCAACGCUUCUACAAGACUGGCGAUCUCGUCCGAUACAACCUCGACGGCAGUCUCAACUAUCUCGGCCGGAAAGACGCUCAGGUCAAGGUCCGAGGUCAGCGUCUCGAGCUUGGUGAGAUCGAAUCUCAUGCAAAGUCGUUAUGGGGCGAAGGUCUGGUCGUCGCAGACGCGGUGAAGCUCGGGGCCAGAGGAGACACUCAGGUCCUAGCAUUGUUCAUUACCGCCGAAUGCUGCUUUGAUAAGGGACAGAACAUACCGACAAGUCUCGAUGAAACCUUCAAGCAAAGGCUCAGAGUUCUCGAUGAAGGAUUGAGAGGCCGACUGCCUGGCUACAUGGUUCCGUCCAUCUACAUUCCGACCCCGGAGAUCCCACUCAGCGUUGCCGGUAAGACGGACAAGCGCAAACUCCGGGCGUGCGCGCACGACAUUACGGAGGAGCAGAUUCUCUUGUUCACCCUCGCCACCCAGAAUAAGCGCAGCCCGGCUACCGCCAUGGAACAGACGUUGCAGCAGCUUUGGGCUGAGCUACUUGGAUGCCCCCACUCGUCAAUUGGCUGUGAUGAUAGCUUCUUCCGUCUUGGAGGCGAUUCCAUCUUGGCUAUCAAGCUUGUGGCAUCGGCUCGGAAGGCCGGCGUGUUCCUCAAUUUCCCCAUGAUAUUCAACGCGCCCAUACUCUCCGACUUAGCGAAACAGGCUUAUGUCUUGAGCGAUGGACUGGCUGAGAACGAUGUCGAGAAAACUGAAACACACCUGGGUUCAGUGCCUUUCUCGCUCGUCGAUCACGAUCCCAACGUCGUCCGAAAGGUCAUCUCGGAGCUUCUCGGUGUUUCUUUAGAGAGCAUUGAAGACGCAUAUCCAGUCACGGCACUCCAGGAAGGAUUGAUGCUGCUCACCACCAAAGAGCCUGGCGCGUACGUCAGCAGGCAAGUCUAUCAGCUAAGCCAAUCCAUCGACCUGGACCGCUUCCGCCGGGCCUGGGAGACUUUUGUUCAGUCGACGACCAUCCUCCGUACCCGCAUCGCCAGUCUUGAUCUUCUUGGUACACUUCAGGUUGUGGUCAAUGAUGGCGCCGGCUGGAAGACCGGCACAGAUCUCGACCAGUACUUGGAUGCUGACGAACAUCUGCCUAUGGCGUUUGGCGAUCCCCUGUGUCGCCUUGGUCUCGUCCAUGAUGAGGUUUCGGGAAGCAACUACCUUGUUCUCACUAUCCACCACUCAUUAUACGAUGCAUGGAGUCUGGAGUUGGUCCUCAAGGCCGUCGAAUCCAUUUACGCCAGGCAAGUUGCCCCAACAGCGACAACGCCUUUCAAGGAUUUCAUUGCCGGUCUAAAGCAGUCCGACGCCGACGCCUCGAGGGACUUCUGGCUAUCUCAGCUCAAUGGUAUCUCUUGCUCCCCUUUCCCUCAGCUUCCGAGCACAGGAUAUCAGCCGAAGCUAGACGGGACCAUUUCCAAGUCAAUAUCCCUAGCAGGAUUGGCCAACAAGGACGUCACUGUUGCGACUUUUCUAAGGUCAGCCUUAGCCGUCUCCAUAGCCAAAUUCACCGGAGAAGAAGAAGCAAUCUUUGGCGAAGUCUUGGCGGGAAGAAAUUCCUCAGGCGGCGAUGUCUCACUUGUCCUGGGCCCAACGAUUACUACCGUGCCGGUGAGGAUCAAGAUUGAGCAAGAACAGAGCAUCACCAGUUUCCUUACCUCUGUCCAGAGGCAGGGGACCGCAACGGGUCCCCAUGAGCAGUUCGGGUUGCAAAAUAUCAGCCGUCUGGGUCCCGAAGCCGCAGCCGCCUGUCGUUUCCAGACGCUUGUCGCAAUCCAACCCGCCGAGCAGGCCGCUCUGAUGGACCCCGGGAUUAUGACGCUGCAUCAAGUCAGAGAGGAUACUUCCGAGAACCUUGGAGCGUAUAGCCUUAUGCUUGAAUGCAAGCUUGGCUCCGAGUCAGCUGUGAUCAAGGCGAGGUACGACGGCAGUCUGGUCACGGAGACUCAGCUGCAGGGCCUUCUCGACCAAGUGGAACACAUACUCGGUAAACUCUCCGUCGACGACUCUGCGCAAGAUUUGGCUAGCCUUCACUCGCUGAAUGCUCUCUCCCUUGAGAAACUCAUGCAUUGGAAUUCUCUAGCUCCGAUGGAGAGUUCCGGAACAUGUCUUCACCACUUAUUCGAAGACAUGGCGAUGAAGCAACCCCUUCGUCCGGCCAUCCGCGGCUGGGACGCUGACUUCACAUACAAAGAGCUCGACGAAUCUGCUAGGGAUCUCUCGAGGAAGCUGGUGUCGAUGGGUGUUGGCCCUCAAACCCUGGUACCUCUGGCGUUUGAGAAGUCAUCCUGGGCAGUAGUCUCGAUGCUCGCUGUUCUGAAGGCCGGCGGAGCCUUCGUCCCCUUGGACGUCAACUGCCCUCUUAGCCGCAAGUCAGACAUCUUAGAUCAGACUGGCGCAACCAUCGUGCUUUCUUCCGCGGGGGACGUGGACAAGUGGAAUUCCUUCACGAACGUUCACGUCUUGGCUGUCGACCAGGAUGCCACAAUAGGAUACACUGGCGCAGAGAUCCUUUCCGACGACGACAGUGCCGCCGUUAACGCGGCCGAACCGGUCCCCAGCGACACCGCCUACCUCAUCUUCACGUCCGGCAGCACAGGCAGACCCAAGGGCGUCGUCAUUGAACACUCGAUGGCCAGCUCCGGGGCAUCCGGUCAUGGAUCCGUUCUCAAAUUCGGCCCCGACACGCGCGCGUUGCAAUUCUCCUCUUACGCCUUUGACGCCUCCAUCAUGGAGAUAUUUGCUACGCUGACAUACGGGGGCUGCGUAUGCGUUCCUUCCGACGGCGAUCGCACCCCUGACAUCGUCGCCAUUAUGGAGCAGAUGCGAGUCAACUGGGCGCUUUUCACUCCGUCGUUCCUCAAGACGAUUAGCCCAGGCGAUGUGCCACACCUCAAGACCCUCGUUGUGGGAGGCGAGUCGUGCACUGACGAGUGUGUGGAGACCUGGGCGCCCAAGGUCGAGAUGAUCCAAGCUUACGGCCCCGCAGAAGCCACCGUCAUCAGCGCCGCCAUGACCAUCGACCCCGGCUCAACAACAACAUAUAGUAGGGCGUCCAACAUUGGAUAUCCUGUAGCUUGUCGCCUAUGGGUCACUGAUCCACAUAAUCAUGAUGUGUUAUCAGCCACAGGGGCGAUUGGCGAGCUCGUCAUCCAAGGCCCCAUCGUCGCCCGCGGCUAUAUUGGCGAGCCGGAGAAGACACGGGAAGCCUUCAUCGAUUCUCCGAAUUGGUUGAGUGGUCUCUACAAGGGCGAGAGCGCGAGGAUCUACAAAACCGGCGACCUCGUACGCCAUAAUCCCGAUGGUUCCAUCUGCUUUGUCGGACGUAAGGACCGUCAGGUCAAGGUCCGUGGUCAGCGGGUUGAGUUGGGGGAAAUUGAGCACGUAUUAUCAACAUGUGCCGGCUCACGACACAGCAUGAUUCUUUUCCCCAAGGCAGGAGAGUGCAAGGGAAAGCUGGUUGCAGUGAUAUCAGCUUCUCUCGUCGCUUCAACAAGCAACUCUCCAGAGGCGAUACAACUUGCGAGUCUGACCAACGUAUCCAUCAACACUCGGGACUUGACAACGAUGCAGAACCAGAUUACGGAGCAGUUGCCGUCUUACAUGAUCCCCGAAGUCUGGGCAAUGGUGGCAGAUGUACCCCUCACGCCCUCGAUGAAAAUCGAUCGUCGUAUCGUCACUCAAUGGAUCGAAGGCCUGAACAGGGAGACCUACACACGAAUCCUCAAGCAAGCCAAGACAGGAAAAGAAGAUGGCGCGGCCAAGACCCCGGUUGAAGUAUCGCUACAGAAGGUCUGGUCUCAAGUCCUUAACCUGCCCAUCGAGAUCGUUGGCACCCAAAACUCCUUCCUCUCACUUGGCGGGGACUCAAUUACUGCAAUGCAGGUCGUCACAAAGAGCAGAGCAGAAGGCAUCUCGGUCAACAUGCAGAACGUUCUCCGCAGUCGCACCCUUACCCAGCUCGCAGCCGGCGCCAAAGGGGCUUCGGUCGCGCCUCUUGUCGCCGCUAUGAUCGAGGACACGAUGGAGCCUUUUGCCUUGUCGCCAAUCCAAUCUCUCUACUUUUCGCACAUUGCAUCUCAGGGAACCCAUCAUUUCAACCAGAGCUUUUUGUUGCGACUUGAGAAUAGGACUUCCCCCAAGGAGUUGCGAAGAGCGGCCGAUGCCAUCGUGUCUCGGCACGCCAUGCUUCGCUCGCGGUUCCAGCGACAGGCAAACGAGGCUUGGACUCAGCGGAUUGAGACUGAGAAUGAGACCUCCUACCGAUUCCAGUUCUACGAAGUGGCAUCCAAGGAUGAUAUGGCAGCCAUUGCCCGGGAUACAACCACGGCUCUGUCAGUCGACGGUCCUGUCUUCGCUGCGGAUGUGUUCCACACUGAGAACAGCGACUACAUAUUCCUUGUGGCCCACCACCUUGUCAUCGACCUUGUUUCUUGGAGAGUUAUCCUUGCAAACCUGGAAGAGUUCCUGUCUGAGGGAUCCAUUGCAUCGGCCGAAUCCAUCUCAUUUCGAGGUUGGACCAAUCUACAGGAUAGCUUUGCACGCGAGUCUGACGACAUGUUGCCUCAAAAAGCACUUCCUUUUACCGUUCCCCAAGUUGACUACAAGUACUGGGGUAUGGAAGAAAAGGCGAACACCUACGGCGAUGUCACAAGCAUUGGCUUCAUGCUAGACGAGGCCACGACAACCUCUCUACUGGGCCCCUGUCACGACGCUCUUCGCACAGAGCCCAUUGACGUCUUCUUGUCUUCGAUCAUGCACUCCUUCCGGCGGAUCUUCAACGACCGCCAUACUCCAGCCAUCUUCAACGAGGGUCAUGGAAGAGAGUCUUGGGAUCCUGUUAUCGACAUUACCGAGACCGUUGGCUGGUUUACGACGAUAUAUCCCAUCUACGCCGACGUGUCUACGGAUAAUGUUGUAGACACCGUCCGACUCAUCAAGGGUGUCCGCCGGUCUAUACCACGGAAUGGCUGGCCUUAUUUUGCAUCACGUUUCCUCAACGACAAAGGGCGCCAAGCAUUUGGUCAACACAACCGCGUUGAGAUGAUGUUCAACUACGCGGGCUUGUACCAGCAGCUCGAGCGACAAGACACAAUGCUCCACCGCGAAGUCUGGGACGACGCCGACGACGUUCCCGAGAUUAGCGACCAGAUUAAACGCCUCUCGCUCUUUGAAAUCGGUGCCAGCAUUGAGAACGGUCGGGCCAGGAUGACCUUUGUCUUCAAUCGUAACAUGCGACAUAUCGACAAGAUCAAAGACUGGGUCAAGGAGUGCGAGGUGGUGCUUCGCGAUUCUAUUCACGGCAUUGAGAGGAUGGAGCCUGAGUUCACGCAAACUGAUGUUCCGCUUCUCGAUCUUACCUUGGAAGAACUCCGAACUUUCAACCAGGAGACCGUGCCACCCAUUGGAUCAUUCGCCGACAUUGAAGACGCGUACCCCUUGUCGCCGAUGCAGCACGGCAUCGUCAUGAGCCAAGCCAAAAAUGCCACCAACUACAAGUGUCACUUCUCGUGGAAGGUUACCGCGUCGCGUAACAACGGCAUUGUCGACUCAGGGCGUCUGGAGGCUGCCUGGAGACAGGUCGUCGGACGUCACUCCACGCUGAGAACCGUCUUUGUCAAGUCUGCAAGCAUCAAGCGACUUACUGACCAAAUCGUUUUGAGCAACUAUCUUCCCUCUGUUGCACAGAUUCUCGUCGACGAUGAAGUCGAGGCUUUCGAAUGCUGCGAGAAGGAAACUGGAGAGACCGCAGAUUCGCUACACCAGCUAACAAUCUGCACCACCAAAGACCAGAAGGCUUUCAUCAGACUUGACAUCGAUCACGGACUCAUCGACGGAGGAUCCCUUGGUCCACUUCUUAGUGACUUUGUCAAAGCUUACGACGGCGCUAUUCUCGAGGGCACAGGGGCCCAGUACAGAGAUUACGUCGAAUACAUCCAGAGAAGGCCCAUGGAAGAUUCCAUCUUGCACUGGAAGCAAUACCUAUCAGGUGCCGAGCCGUGCAGUCUGCCGAACCUGUCAGACAUUGGCGUCUCUGAGAAUAGCCUAGUGACCCUCGAAGUCGACUUUCAAAUCCCCGCAAAGUCCAUCAUCGACUUCUGCACCGCCCACGAAGUCACAAUUUCCAACUUCUUCCAGGUCGCAUGGGCCCUGCUCCUCCGUACCUACACUGGCACCGAGGAUAUCCUCUUCGGCUACCUCACCUCGGGCCGCGAGACGCCUGUGGAUGGCAUUGAAGACGCCAUCGGUCUCUUUGCCAACAUGAUGGUGUGCCGCUUCCGCGUCCAGGGCGAGGCCCCCUUACUCGAACUGCUUCAAGAAGCCCAGCGGGGUUUCCUCCACAACUUGGAUCACCAGCAUUGCUCUCUUGCGCAUGUGCAGCAUGCUCUAGGUAUGGCUGGACAGUCUCUGUUCAAUACGGGUAUCUCAUUCCAGAGACUCCCGUCCACGUCGGAUCAGGGAUCUACAAGCCUCAACUUCGAACACCUCAGCGGGCAAGACUCAACAGAGUACGAUCUAAUUGUCAACGUGGCCGCCAACAACGACACUUUGGGCGCAGCUCUCUCCUUCUGGACCGCGCAGGUCUCGGAAAGCAAUGGAGCACACAUUGCGUCCUGUUUCACGCAGAUUGUCUCCAAGAUCGUGGCCGAUUUUUCCGGAACUGUUGCAGCCCUAGAUCCUCUGAGUUCCCACGACAUCAACACGAUCUAUGAUACCCUCGCGCUGGAGCCAAUCGCCGACGAUGCGUGCGUCCACGAGCUCUUCACGCUGGUAGCUUCUAGGCAGCCCAGCAAGAUUGCCAUUGACUCUUGGGAUGGAUCAAUAUCCUAUGACAGUCUGGAUCACAAGUCGAGUCAGUUGGCGGCAUACCUGCGACUUGUCGGCGUCGGGCCCGAAGACAUAGUCCCGAUCUGCUUUGAAAAGUCAAUUUGGGCGAUCGUUGCCAUGCUGGCUGUCAUGAAAGCCGGGGCUGCCUGGACUCCCAUCGAUCCCUCUCAUCCGAGACCGAGACACGAGGAGAUUCUUGGCCAGGUUGAUGCCCGCUAUGUGUUGACUUCCGCAAACCGCAGCGACCUCUGGGAUGAGUUCUCAGAUGUACGCGCCAUCGUUGUCGAAACUGCAACUUUCUCAAGCUUGCCUACAUCUACAGAUUCUACUGCACUCAUCAACAGCCCGUCGAGGCUCCGCAACGCUGCGUACGUCCUUUUUACCUCGGGGUCAACGGGAACGCCCAAGGGUGUCAUCAUCGAAAAUGCCUCCUUCACAACCAGCAUCCUUGAGCAAGGUCGUGUUCUGCAGAUGAACUGUGACACACGCACACUCCAGUUCACCUCGUACACUUUUGAUCCCAGUCUCGUUGAGAUCUUCUCCACCUUGCUGUGUGGCGGCUGCGUCUGUACCCCCACCGAGUCCGCUCGCAUGGGCGACAUCACGAACAUUAUCAACGACAUGAAGAUCACAUGGACAUCACUGACGCCCUCUUUCCUACGUACCAUCAAUCCGGACGCCGUACCGACCCUUAAGUCUGUCAUUGUUGGCGGCGAAAGAAUGUCAUCCGAUGUCUUCGAGUCCUGGCGACAAGGCGAUAGACAGCUCAUACAAGUAUAUGGACCUACCGAAGCAACCAUCACUUGUAUGGCGAGCUUCGUGCCCACCUCGGGACCGGCACACCCCGCAAACAUCGGAAGGGCCCUGGCAUCUCGGGCCUGGGUUGUCGACGCCGUCGAUCACAACAAGCUUCUCCCUAUAGGAGCCGUCGGUGAGCUCCUAAUCGAGGGGCCAAUACUGGCACGUGGCUACCUAGGUGAUGUCGACAAGACCUCUUCCGUCUUCAUUGAGAACCCGGUCUGGACCGAGAAACACUUUUCGCAUCUUGAACCCACUGGAGCCAACCCGCGACGGUUCUACAAGACUGGCGAUCUUGUUCGUCUCAGUCCCAGUGGUGAAGUUCUGUUCCUGGGGAGGAAGGGAACUCAGGUCAAGAUUCGAGGUCAGAGAGUUGAACUUGGUGAGAUCGAGGCCUCUGCCAAGAUCCAUCUCGCCAGUUCCCACGUCGUUGUCGAGGUCGUCGCUCAUCCCAUCAACAACAAUGAAGCACUUGCAAUCUUCAUACUGCAUAGCGACGAGAAUGACACCGACUUGGCAGUCUCGACUUCGGAUCACAUCAUUACCCAUGUCACAGACAACAUGAGAGGCAAACUGGUCGAGUUGGAGCAACACCUCUCGCAGUCCCUGCCAUCAUACAUGGUCCCGUCACUCUUUGUCCCUGUCGCUUGCUUCCCAAUGACCGUCUCCGGCAAGACAGAUCGCAAACGCCUUCGAGAGAUGCCAAUGUCGGAAAACCACCUCCUGCUCGCCUUACGUAACGGCGGUGUCGUCCAACAGAGACCCCUCGCCGGGACGGAGCUACUCCUCCGCACUCUCUGGACCCAGGCCCUCAACAUCCCUCAGGAGCGAAUCUUCGCCGACGACAAUUUCUUCCGUCUUGGUGGUGAUUCCAUCAACGCUAUCAAACUAGUCGGCGCUGCGAGAGAAGCUGGCUUCGCGCUCGAGGUCUUCCACAUCUUCCAGAACCCGACGCUGGCCGAGAUGGCGGCUGUACUUGUGGGCAUCGAACGUGCUACCAAGCAAGAGCUAUUACCAUUCUCCAUGGUUGAUGAUGAGUCUUCCCUCGUACAGGAUGCCGUCUCAGAAUGCGGAGUUGAUGCAGACAACAUUGAAGAUAUCUUCCCCGCCACGCCGCUGCAGGAGGGCAUGAUGGCUUUGUCCGCCCGACAAUCAGGAGCCUACUUCCUCCAGAUGGUCUUCAGGGUGCCGGAUACGGUGGACUCGGAGCGACUCAUCGACGUCUGGAACAGGAUUACCGCCGCCACGGAUAUAUUGCGAACACGAAUAAUAUUGUCGCGCUCAAAAACCUACCAAGUGGUGACUAGGAAUUCGGCCGACUGGACCCGCGGUACCAACCUCUCGAGCUAUCUCAAUGCCGACAGCGCCAACCCGCCAGGGUACGGCUGGCGACUCUGCCGGUUUGCUCUGAUUGGGAAGUCACUGACCGACCGUUACUUUGUCAUGAGUGUGCAUCACGCGCUGUAUGACGGAUGGUCGAUGGGGCUGCUCUUUGCCCAAGUCAGCGCAGCAUACCACGGCAAACCCCUUGCAUUGCAGACUCCAUACAAGUCCUUCAUUCACUACCUUCAUCAAGGCACCAUAACGGCCGAUGCAUCAAAGAAGUUCUGGGAGACUUCCGUUGCGGGCAUUUCAUGCCCGACCUUCCCUCAACUUCCUUCAGCCACCUAUCAGCCUCUGGCAAGCUCAACAGCUCAUCACACAACGUCCAUUGGAGGAGCAGACGCAAGGAGUCCCGCCGUCGUCAUAUCUACUUCAAUUCGUGCCGCAUGGGCUAAGGUGGUUUCCAAGUAUACCUACUCGGAUGAGGCAGUCUUUGGCGUCACCUUGUCCGGAAGAGACGCCCCAGUCGAUGGAAUAUCCGGCAUUGUCGGGCCGACCAUUACAACAGUUCCCUUCCGCGUCAAGAUGGGGUCGGGCUCAACUGUUGGUGAAUACCUGGAAUCAGUGCAGAAGCAUUCGGACGAUAUGUCGCAACACAUCCACUUUGGCAUCCAGAAUAUCAAAAAGUUAGGUCAUGACGGGACCUCGAGCUGCGCGUUCCAGACCCUUCUCGUCAUCCAAUUUGAUCAGCAGAUCGAAAAGGAGUUUGAGGAGCUGCUGGAGCCCAUGGAGGCCGACAACUCCAAAUUUGAAACUUUCGCCUUGACGAUUGAGUUCCGAGUUACUGACAACAGCGUUGCGGCUGAAGCUCGAUUCGAUCCCGAAGUCAUCAAGCCUGAGCAGAUGCAGAGAAUGCUCCAACAGUUUGGACAUGUUCUCAUGCAGCUGGUACAGUCUGACGCGGCGCAGUCGAUCAAGGAAAUUGGCCUCCUGAGCCCGGAGGAUUGUAAGAAACUGACAUCCUGGCACCGCGAACCAGAGACUUGGCCGAGCAUCCCAUCCUCCAUGCAUGACGCUUUCCAGCAACAGGCCAUCUUCGCCCCCUCGGCUCCUGCGAUCAGUUCGUGGGAUGGCGACUUCACCUACGAGGAACUUGACAACUUCUCAUCGAUCCUGGCUACGCAGCUUCGCCACCUGGGUGUUGGCUCCGAUACCAUUGUCCCUGUGUGCUUUGAAAAGUCUGCUUGGGCUAUCGUCUCCAUGAUGGGUAUUCUGAAGGCAGAUGCUGCUUUUGUGCCUCUCGACGCCGCCCAUCCCCGCGCUCGCCUUCUUGAGAUCAUUAGGCAAGUCGGCGCUCAAUUGAUUCUCACGGCUGAAGAUUUGCUGUCGAAAUGGGACUUUGAGGAUGCCAUUGUCUUGAAGUUCCUGACCGUGAAUCGUGCUACCAUCGACGCGAUGGCUUCUGCCGAUCUAGAAGACUCGAUUGUGCCAGCCACGCCCUCUUUGGCCAAGGCAUACAUCCUCUUCACUUCCGGAUCGACCGGCAAACCAAAGGGCGUCAUCAUGGAACACGGUGCCCUCCUCUCAUCUCUCUCGACGAACGGCAAGGUUAUGAAAAUGUCCCGCCAAACCCGCACCAUCCAAUUCGCCUCGUACACAUUUGACGCCUGUAUCAUGGAGAUCUUUGGCGCCCUAUACUAUGGCGGCUGCAUUUGUGUACCUUCCGAAAAUGCUAAAAUGGGUAACCUCGCGCAGACAAUGACCGACCUCCGCGCCAACUGGGCUUUCUUCACCCCCUCCUUUGUCAGGCUUCUCAAGCCCAAGGACGUGCCGACGCUCGAGACGCUGGUCCUGGGAGGCGAAGCCGUCACGCAAGAAGCUCUGAGCACGUGGGCAGGCCACGUCUCGCUCUUUGGCGGCUACGGGCCAACUGAAACCUGCAUCUUCUGCUGCGUGGAAGAGCUGACGCCGACGACGGAUCCAACGAGUCUCGGUGUCUCCGUCAGCGAGCGUCUCUGGGUCGCUGACGCCGCUGACCACGACCAGCUCGUUCCCAUCGGGGCGAUUGGCGAGCUCUUGGUCCAAGGUCCUACGCUCUCGAGCGGUUACCUCAAGAACCCGGACAAGACUGCCGAGGUCUUUAUCGAGAACCCGGUUUGGCUUGCUUCUUUCUCUAGCGACCUGCUGCCGCGCAUGUACAAGACUGGUGACCUUGUUCGGUAUACCACUGGAGGCAAGUUGCAGUACCUGGGACGUAAGGACACCCAAGUCAAGGUUCGCGGUCAGCGCAUCGAGCUAGGUGAGAUCGAGCAUCAGGCGACGUCUCUCGCCGGCGGCAUCAACGUUGUCGCCGACGUUGUGAAGCAUCCCAACCGCUCCACCGCCCCCAGCGUUGCGCUCUUCUUGGUCCUAGAUCCAGAAUCCCAGUCCGAGGCCAUAUUGACGCCGCCAUCAGAAGAGUUUCAAUCACAACUGAAGAGGCUCCAAGCUGCCCUCUCAGAGGUUCUUCCUUCUUACAUGGUUCCGACGCUAUUCAUCCCAAUCACCCGGAUGCCUUUCACAACAGCUGGAAAGACGGAUCGAUUGAGCUUGCGCCGCUUGACCGCUGAGGUUACGGAAGAACAAUUCCGCUUGUAUUCUCUCGGAGAUGAAUCGGCCAAGCUUGCAACGUCAACUCCUUUGGAAGCGACACUGGCUCGUCUUUGGGCUGUCGUUCUCAAGACCAACGUCGCCAGCAUAGGUGCGGACGAUAGCUUCUUCAGGAUUGGCGGUGACUCCAUUCUGGCAAUCGAGCUGUCGUCGCUGGCGAGAGCUGAACGACUUUCCGUGGAAGUCUCGACCGUGUUCCAACAUCCAGUUCUCAGCGAACUUGCACUCCACGUGGAACGCAUCGAUGGAGAUCUGGCGUCGCUUCCAUCCGAAAUCGAGCCGUUUUCUCUCACUGAUGGAUCUCAUGCCGUCAUUGAGCAAGCAGCAAACGCAUGUGGCGUUGAUAAACACCACAUCGAGGAUUUCUACCCCUGCACUGCUCUCCAAGAAGGACUCAUGGCACUUUCGAUCAAGACUCCAGGAUCCUACGUUCUUCACAACAGCUUUGCAUUGCCAGAAGACAUUGACCUCCAUCGUCUAGAAGCAGCUUGGAGAGCGGCGCACGAACAAAUGCCCAUUCUGAGAACGAGGAUCUUCCAGACUGAAGAAGAGGGAGUCUUGCAGGUUGUCAUCGCUGACGGAUUCCACUGGACCACAGUCGUAGACGAAGAUGUUUCUGACUUUGUCAUCCAGGACCGUCAGCGAUCUGUCCGGUAUGGAGAUACUCUUUGUCGCCUGACGGUCUUGCGCCAUCCCGACGGGCACAAGUCCCUCAUCUGGAAUAUUCACCACGCACUUUACGACGGAUGGUGUCUACCUCUGAUUCUAGCAAACGUGGAAGCGCAUUACCAGGGUCUCGAGUCACCGACGCCAACACCGUUCAACCACUUCAUCAAAUACCUGACGACUACUGACACGGAGGCAUCUGAAACUUUCUGGGCAUCGACGCUUGAUGGAUUCGCCGGCCCCUCGUUCCCUGCGCUGCCCAAUGCUACAUACAGCCCCAAAGCAGAUGACAUCGUUGACCGCCAAAUCGAGUUCCAGCAUAGUCGUCUGCAAAGCGACAUCACCGACUCAACCUUCAUCCGUGCCGCAUUGGGUAUCGUUAUUGCCCGGCAUACAAAUUUUCGCGAGUCGGCCUUUGGCAUCACGCUGACAGGUCGUAAUGCGCCCAUUUCAGGCAUACUCACUUUGCCUGGUCCGACCAUCACAACUACACCGUUCAAAGCUGCCUGGGAGCAAGACACUAACGUCUCUGCUUUCCUUCAGUCGGUCCAGAGCCAAGCCACCGACAUGAUUCCCUACGAGCAGCUCGGUCUCCAACGCAUUCGCCGCCUGACUCCCUACUCCCGAGCAGCAUGCGACUUCCAGACAUUGCUUGUGAUUCAACCCGUGAAUCAAGAGGUACGGGUCUCUGGUGGCAGCAUGAUGGGUACAAUGAGCGUUUUGACAGACUCUAAGGAGUUCCAGACCUACGGGUUGACAAUCGAAUGCAUGCUCGGGAGCGAGGGGAUGAUUAUGCACGCCCAAUACGACUCGGCAAUGCUGAGUCGCACAGAGGUCCAGCGAUUGAUGGAGCAGAUUGACCAAGUCAUCAACCAGCUACAGACACAGGUACUUACGGACCAACUUGUUGAAGACAUCGCCAUCAUUACGCCCGGCGAGGUGGAUCAACUAGUCCGGUGGAACGGUCCCAUGCCCGCCGCCGUCGACCACUGCCUACACCAGACUUUCGCCGCGCGGGCAAAGAUUCAGCCGCUUGCCCCGGCAGUCAAUGGGUUCGACGGGAACUUUACGUAUGCCGAGCUAGACCACCUCUCCAGCGUUCUUGCACACCGACUCCAACUCAAGGGCGUUGGAAGUGGUCAAUUUGUCCCAUUCUGCUUCCGCAAGUCGUCGUGGAUGCCCGUGGCCGCCAUGGCCAUCCUGAAAGCCGGCGCCGCGUGCGUGGCAAUCGACCCAACUCACCCCAUCGGCCGUCUGCAGACCAUCAUCGGAGAAGUUAAAGCGACAAUAGUCCUGACUUCCGCCGGAGAAAAGGAUAUCUUCCGCGGCAUCUUUGAAGACGACAUGAUUGUCACGCCGGAACUUCUCUCCGCCGACAUGGCAAACCAGCCCACACCAACCCUCAGUCCCGUGAACCCAGAAGACCCAGCUUUUGUUGUCUUUACCUCUGGCUCAACCGGGAAACCAAAGGGCAUCGUCCUCUCACAUCGCUCCAUCAGCACCAGCUCCGCCGCCCACGGCCAGGCCCUCGGUAUCGGCCCAGCUUCCCGUGUCCUCCAAUUCUCCGCCUACACCUUUGACAUUAGUGUCCAGGACGUCUUCACAACCCUCGCCCGCGGCGGCUGUGUCUGCGUCAUUUCUGACUCGGACAGGGUCAACAACCUCCCCGGCGCCAUCAAUGCUCUCAGCGUCAACUUCGCCGGCCUCACACCCACCGUCGCUUCGAUGCUCUCCCCGGGUGACGUGCCUACGCUGCGAACUCUCGCGCUCGCGGGCGAGGCCUUGACCAAGUCCAACAUUGAGACGUGGCACGCAGAUGUCGAUCUGCAUAAUUGCUAUGGUCCUGCUGAGACUACAAUCUACUGCUCUAGCAACGGCCCUCUGCAAGGCAGCGACACCCCUGGCACCAUUGGUCGACCCUUGGCGAGCCGACUUUGGGUGGUCGAGGCAGACAAUCACAACAAACUCGUACCGAUCGGUUGUGCCGGAGAACUGCUCGUGGAAGGUCCUCAGGUCGGAAAGGGAUACUUGAACGAGCCCGAAAAGACUGCCACGGCAUUCAUCGAGAAUCCUGCCUGGGCAGAGCCCGAGGAUGGCUCUGCACGCCGAAUGUACAAGACCGGCGACAUUGUCUUCCAAAACAUGGACGGAACGUUCGUGUUCGUCAGUCGCAAGGACAACCAGGUCAAGAUUCGCGGUCAGCGUGUGGAAAUUGACGAGAUCGUUUCCGUUUUGCUCAACGAGUCCGGCAUUGAGCACGCCGCCGUUGUCAUCCCCAAGACUGGUCUUUGCAACAAGUCUCUCGUGGCAAUGGUUUGCCCCUCACCGUCCAUGGCCGUCGAAUCGGAAACAGACAUUAUGGGGAUGCCGCAAGAUUUUGACGCUGCUAGAACCCUGGUCUCACAGCUGCGCAAGCGGGCAUCGGACAGCCUCCCUUCGUACAUGGUUCCAGAGGCUUGGCUCGUUGUGAAUGACAUGCCCAAGACGACAUCUAUGAAGGUCGACCGCAAGCGCAUCAGCCAGUUUAUGGAAGAGGUGGACGAGGAAACAUACCGCAAGAUGAUGGAUCUUGCUGUCGACGACUUGUCUGAAUUCCGCCCGCCCGUCACUUCGAUGGAAAUCGCCCUCCAUCAUAUCCUCCAGAAAGUGCUCAACACGACAUCCGACCUCAUCGACAUGAGUCGGUCCUUCUUAGCAACCGGCGGUGAUUCCAUAACAGCAAUGCAGACCGUCUCCAACGCCCGAGGCCGCGGCCUCAUCCUCAGAGUGGAAGAUAUCAUCCUUGCAAAGGACCUCUCCGAGCUAGCUCUCACAAUGACUGAGAUUCUGCCACAAGACGGCAUCAUCGACUCCCAAGAGCGCCCAAACGCAUCGUUCCUGCUCUCCCCGACGCAGGAGCUCUUCUUCCGCAGCACACUGAAAGACGACAUCCGCUUCAACGAAAACGUCCUCCGUCUGGGCAUAGACGUAGCCGAAAGCGACCUCCGCGACGCCCUGGACGCCCUUGUUCGCCAGCAACCUAUGCUCCGCGCUCGCUUCGACCACGAGAGCGACCCGCGCACGCAGCGUGUCACGAUAAACGUCGAGGGAUCAUACCGCUACAGCAUCCACUCCAUCUCCUCGCCCGCUGAGAUGGAGGCCAUAAUCACGACGACGCGCUCCUUUUUGAGUUCUUCUCUCGGCCCGCUGUUUGCCGCAGAUCUCAUCGACAUUGGCAACGACGGCCGCUACGUCUUCAUGACUGCCCACUUUCUCGUCAUGGACUCCUCCUCGUGGUCCAUCGUCCUGGACGAGAUUGAACACUUUUUGCAAUUCAAACGUCUCAGGAACCAGGAUGCGCCGCUGCCCUACGAGCAUUGGUGCCGUUCGCUAUCGAUCGAGCAACAGAAUCUCCAAGACGUGAGACCAACUGGCGAUCUAUCCUAUUGGGGCGUUUGUGAGAAUCAGGAUGUUUUUGACCCGCAACUUCACACCGGGUUCUCCGUGGACGCCGAAUGUACGGAAGUCCUCCGGUCCAUUAGCAAAAAGAUGCCGGGAGUCGAUCCAACUGUCAUCCUCCUGACGGCCAUCACCUACGCCUUCCGCACGACCUUCACCGACCGCGCUCCCCCUUCCAUCUGGCUUCACAUCGACGCUCGAAACGACGCGGACGUGCUGCAGGACUUCUCCAACACGGUCGGCUACUUCACCGACUGGUGUAACCUCGAUAUCGUCCUCGCCGGCGCAGGUGACGCGAUCGACGCGCUCGCCUCUACCAAGCAAGCGCGCCUGGAGCAGAGAAGUCGCACGGUGAAUCGGGGCUUCGCGAGCCAGUUGCCUUUCGAGAUUACAUUUACAUGCGAUGAUGUACGGACUAUGAGUCAUCGUGGGCAAGCCCACGGCAUCUUGCAAAAGGUCCCGGACACUCAGUUGUCGACGGUCAAACUCGCGGAGAGCGCUCGCCGGCCAGGCCUCAUCAACAUCUCCGCAACAAUGAGCGAGAACGAUCGAGCUAAACUGGACUUUGCGUUCCCUGACAGUAUGUCGCGCACCAGCAAGUUCAACGACUGGGUAUCCGCGACCGAAGCCGCUCUUUCACAGCUCAUCGAUCAUUUAGAGAAUCUGCAGCCGCAGGUGGGCUUGGACCAGGGCUACCCCGUUUGCCACGACCACAGCGCACAGCAGAUGAUCUCUACCGGCUCCAGCAGCCCAAUCGAUGUGGAAGACAUUUACCCAUGCUCGCCCCUUCAGCAAGACAUGCUCCUGUCAGAAGAAAAGCAGAGAGGAUACUACAACGCUCACUUCAUCUUCAAGAUUGACGAUUCCGAAAGUGCCCCUAUCGACACAACCAAGCUCGAACACGCCUGGCACCAAAUCGUCGAUCGCCACCUCAUUCUCCGCACAGUCUUCUUCAAGGACUCUUCCCGCGGUGACCUCUUCACCCAGGCCGUCUUGAAAACCAUACCCUCCACCGCGUCCACAAUCACCAUCCCUCAAGGCAAGGACGCCAAAGACCAUUUGGCAUCGCUCCCACGCGUCGACGCACGAGGCUUCCGCCCCUCGCACAAGUUAACCCUCUGUGUCACAGACGACGGCAAGACUUUGGCAUCUCUCCAGAUCAAUCAUACCAUCAUGGAUGGUCCCACGAUAUCAACCAUCAUCGCCGACCUUUCGCGCGCAUACCACGGCCAUGGUCCCUCAAGUCCAGUCCCCCUCUACAAGGACUUCAUCUCCCACGUCCAACACAGCCCCCUCACCCUCUCCCUCAAAUACUGGCGCAACUACCUCACCAACGCCCCCAACUCGGUCACUUCAUCGCCUUUCACAAACCUCAAGUGCGCUCCACGCUCCGGCCAACCACAAACCGUCUCCAUCCCCAUCACACAGAUCGCGGACCUCGAGAUCCUCGCCAGAAGCGCAAAAACCACCCUUGCCUCUGUCUUCCGCGCCGCCUGGGCUCUGCUCCUGCACCGGUACACCGGCACCAACGUCGUGGUCUUUGGCUAUGUCACCGCCGGCCGGCAGGUCCCCGUCGCGGGCGCGGAUCACAUGGCCGGUCCGCUGCUGAACAUGCUCCCCUGCCGGACCAGCCUCGACGCGGCCUCUGCCUCUGCGGUACCGGAUCUCUUGCGAGACGUGCACGAGGAUUACAUGGAUAGCAUGGCCCACGGGCUCGUCUCCCCCGGGCAAAUCGGUCGCUCGCUCGCUCGCGCGCCGCCGUUGUUCAAUACCCUGUUGAACUUUAGGAGACAUGGAACUUCUGCGAAGGAGGCUGUCGAGGCUGUCGGUUCGACUGCUGCGCCUGAUCUUUCUUAUAAGAUGGUUUACUCUCGUGACCCUAUGGAGUUUGAUAUUGUUGUCGCUAUUGAUGACAAGGGUGGGGAGACGGUGGCUUCCAUCAGCUACUGGGAUCAGAGCAUGACGAGGGCGGAUGCUGAGAGGGUGGCGGAGGAUUACCAUCUCUCCCUGUCGCGAAUUGUUUUUUCCGUGGGGAUUUCUUCAUUGGCAUAG
Colletotrichum phormii is the source of this 27504-nucleotide messenger RNA. RefSeq lists its product as uncharacterized. Bases 1 to 27504 code for a protein of 9167 amino acids. Gene Ontology annotation, biological process: amino acid activation for nonribosomal peptide biosynthetic process; secondary metabolite biosynthetic process. Gene Ontology annotation, cellular component: cytoplasm. The transcript has 8 exons. NCBI's taxonomy places the organism in Eukaryota, Fungi, Ascomycota, Sordariomycetes, Glomerellales, Glomerellaceae. Gene Ontology annotation, molecular function: phosphopantetheine binding; catalytic activity. The record is from RefSeq and is a predicted model, not a curated record.